Messenger RNA from Kwoniella shivajii, 921 nucleotides. RefSeq lists its product as uncharacterized. The record is from RefSeq and is a predicted model, not a curated record. NCBI's taxonomy places the organism in Eukaryota, Fungi, Basidiomycota, Tremellomycetes, Tremellales, Cryptococcaceae. Gene Ontology annotation, molecular function: aldehyde-lyase activity. The coding region runs from base 1 to 921 and encodes 306 amino acids. Gene Ontology annotation, cellular component: cytoplasm. The transcript has 9 exons.
AUGUCCCGGCAUUCUUUCGGCUCGCCUCCUGCCUUCGGAGAUGCCAAUUUUGCAGCCGUCUUCGGAGUACCCUCAGCUCCGGAACAGGACCCAUCGAUGCUCAAUUAUCGAGGUUACGCUCUUCAUCAGGCAUUCGACCUCCGAAGCAGAAUGGCUAUCUCGCGAGAGAAGCCUUUGGUGGGGAUGUUCUACGGCGCGUUUCCUCAUCCGUCUGUAGCAAGAAUGAUUGGUCAAGCCGGUUUUGAUUAUGUGAUUCUAGAUUGGGAACACACGCCUUACAAACUCAUCAAAGUAAUUCAAUACGCUGGAGAAGGCCGCACCGCGGUUGUCGUCCGUAUUCCGGGACAUGAUCAUCACUUCGCUGCCUGGGAUGCAGGUGCUUCAGGAGUGAUCUUUCCCCAUAUACAGAACGUCGAACAAGCUAAAGCUGCUAUCAGUGCAUGUCGCUUUCCUCCAGUCGGCAAUCGAUCUGGUCCACCUAACGCAAUGCAAUUUGGAUACAAUGAUGGUGCUGCUGGAGGUGGUGGUGUGUUCGAAGUAUGGAACAGGGCUGCUAUCAUCUUACAAAUCGAAGACGAGGAAGGAGCAGACAACGCCGAUGCCAUUGCGGCUCUGGAAGAAGUGGAUGGUCUAAUGCUAGGUCCAGGUGAUCUCGCUUUCUCACUCGGUUUGACUUUUGCCGAGAUUGGGAAGGAUGAAAAGUGGUUGUCCUGCGCGUCCAAAGUGGCUACUGCGGCCGAGAAUCAUAGUCUCGCUUACCUCAUGCCCGGAAUGGGCUCUGCCCAAGUAGGUCUUCAUCUACAAAGCGGUGUCACCAUGACCUGUGCAGCCAACGACUCUAUGAUUAUGGCGAUUGGUCUAAGAAAGGAAUUGAUUUCUGCUCAUGAGCAGCUCGCAGUUUGGAAGACUUCGAAACAUUAG